AUGCAUGCAGUGUACUUCUUUUCUAUUGAUGAUGCCGAGCUCCGGACUGCUCAUAAGCUUGACUACCAUUUGAGCACGGUGAAAUGUGACUCUAUAUGUGCCUUCCAAGAGCUGGAGCUUGGAUUCAAGGUUGAAAGAGUAGAUUUCUCAAGUGAGAUGCAGGGAAAUGAAAUAGCACGCUGGACUUCAAACUUGGAACUUGUGGCUGUCAUGCAGAAAGAUAGAGAUUGUAUUAUGAAUGUUGGUGAUGCAACUAAGCAGUGGUCUGCAGUGGCAAGAACUAUAGCUGCCACUGAGAACAAGGACUGCCUCGAUCUUUUUAUCCAGUUAGAUGGGCUCCAGUUUAUUGAUAAAUGGCUGAAGGAUGCCCAGAAUUUCAGCAAUGAAACAGGUGAAAGCUCUGUGGAAGUGUCAAUUUCUCAUUUACUGCAAGCACUUGAAAAGCUGCAUGUAGACAACGAGAAAUUGGUUUCUACAAAAAUCUGUACCACCGUGAAGGAUCUUCUUGGCCAUAAUUGUUCCAAGGUGCUGGAUAGAGCUCAAGCUCUGUUGGAUAGCUGGGAAAAAGAUAGAGGUAGCAAUGCAUCUUCAGUGAAUACUGAAAGAAUUGGGCCUUUGACAGAUAAUGACACACGAAUAACCAAUAUUGAGAGAGAUAGUAGACAUUCAGAAUCCUCUUGUGGAGGUGCUCUUAUUUCAAGAGAGAGUGCUGGUGAAGAAAAAUGUCAGCAAUCAACCAAAGAUAAUCCGGUGCCACCUACAAGUUUCAAUGUUCUUGAACCUGACUAUGUUGAAAGUGCACAAACUUCUGACAGAAUUUUGGACCACCCAGUUAUGAAUGAUAGAACUUCAGAUCAUGUUGGCUUGCCUUCUUCCUCAAAGCCUGCUAAUGAAAACGGCUUCAUUAAGAUGGAGUCUUUUGCAUGUCAUCCUAUAGUUACUACCUCAGUUGAUUCAUGCAGUCCAGCAAUUGCAAGACAAGGUUUUCUUGGUGAUGGGACAGAUUUGAAUGAGUUGGAGUCGGCUCAUCAUGUAAUGCAGACCAAAAAGAUUGAAAGUUCACCGGAGAAAUUUGGCUUAUCUGAUGAAUUUAAGGUGUUAGGAGAUCGACCUUUUUCUUCAACUUCUGAAGCUGCAGAUGCAUCAAGUUCUGCAAUAGAAUCUAGUUUACUGAAACUGUCAGGUGCUAUGGAGAAAGUUUCUUGCCAGAAAAGUUCGUCUUCUGUUGAUGUGAGGCUAACUGACUCUGAAGGAAAGGAUGAUGUUGAUGAUGGUGAAUGUUCACUUCAAUGCAGAAGCCCAAGUGUUCGAAGAACUGAAGAAAAUGCUGAACUUGACACCGUGUUGGAGAACUCAUCCACCAGUGAGCAAAGCUGGGAAAAUCCCAAGAAUUCAAGUGCGUUCUUGUUGAAGAUUGAAGAUGAGGGAGCGAUUGACAAGAUUAAUAAUGAUGGAAGUGAUGAUGCUCUGGCAAUUGAUUUUAAUUUUGGGAAAAACGUUGAUAGAGAACCUGAUAUGACCAACAAGAAAUCUAUUGUUGAAUUAGACUACGGGAUUCUAGAUCCAUUAGAAGUUGCUCGGCAAGUUGCUAUAGAAGUGGAGAGAGAACUUGUAGAUUUUAGAGAACAAAGUUGCGGUUCUUCUGAGAAAGCACCAGAAGGUAAAUUACAGGUUCCAGAUAGCCCAGACUUUUCAAGCAGAGAAGGAUCCCAUGCCAGCAAAGGCUCAUCUGAGGAGGUGGCCCACGAUCCAGAUCUGUCUGCUGAAGCUUCGCCGAUGCAGGAGGAGUCUGCAACUAGUAGUGAAAACCUUGAUGCUGAGCCAAUAAAUGACACACAAGAUGUUGAAACAUCUCAGGUCACUGAGGUGGCUCAAGAAGAAGCCAACAUGGCGAGAGGCCUAUGCAAUUUUGAUCUGAAUCAAGAAGUUCAUUCAGAAGAUACGGAUCCCCCUGGGAAUCAAAUUUCUACCACUGUCUCUAUUGUUUCUGCUUCAAGGGCGACAGCAGCUCCUGGAUUACCUGUUGCUCCGUUGCAAUUUGAGGGGAAAUUUGGAUGGAAAGGUUCAGCUGCAACCAGUGCUUUCCAUCCAGCAUCACCUCGCCGGAUGCCUGAAGGUGAUAAGGAUCUUUCCACCGGGGAAAGCAGUAACAGUUCAAAGCAGAGACACGGAUGUCUUGACAUUGAUCUGAAUAUAGUUGAGAGUGAAGAUGGUAGAAUAGGGGACCUACCAGAUAAACAGGUUCCAGUAUCUUCCACUCUUCUUUCUGGGGAAUCAUCUGUGGAAGCAAAUUCAAGAUCAGAACGUCUUGAGUUGGAUCUUAAUAGAGCAAGUGAAGAUGGUGAUGUUCCAUCAGAUUGGAAAAUCAACGGACAGAUCUUUCCCAAGAGAAAUGGCCAUCAGAGUCGGACUGUUUCUUCUUCAUCGUCAUUGAAGCAACCUUCUUUGAGGAAUAUUGAUCUCAAUUACCAGCCGUCUUUUCUCAAUGAUUAUUCAGAUCAUUCCUAUUUAACUAAGUUACCUCAAAAUUUAAAUGCUUCUGGAGAUUUAAAGUCAGACGAGUCUGUAAUAUCUAUCAUGGGCACAAGAGUGGUGGUCAAGCGUAGAGAUUUCGUUCCUCAUACUCUACCCUUGCCAAAUGGCAGAACUCCAGAGCUUGAGUUUGAUGUUAACUUGGCCAGAACUGGCAGUUUUCUUGGGAUGGGAUCUGCACCUCCAUAUGCCCAUUCUACGUUAUACAAUUACAAUGGCAUUCCACCAGGUCAUGCAAUGCCUUUCUCCACAUUGUAUGGGGCUGCUGGCCACAUUCCUUACAUGGUGGAUUCUAGAGGAGCACCUGUUGUUCCUCAGAUUGUGGGCUCUGCAUCAGCUCUACCACCUGCAUUUUCUCAGCCACCAUUCCUCAUAGGUAUGACUUCCUCAAAUCUUUCAAAUGGGGUCGUGCCGUCGCAGGGUAGUUUUGAUCUCGACUCCAGGCUGAUGUUGGAAGGUGGAAGUAGGGGCCCUACAGGCUUGGGACUCUUGUCCAGUUCAAGUCCGUUCAGGUCAACUGACGAGCAGUUGAGGUACUAUCCCCAACCUUCCAUCAGUUCAGUUGGUGAGAAACGAAAAGAACCAGAUGGUGGGUGGGAAUAUUACCCAUUCAAACAAUACACACCACCACCAUGGAAACAGAGGUAA
Messenger RNA from Fraxinus pennsylvanica, 3180 nucleotides. Lineage: Eukaryota; Viridiplantae; Streptophyta; Magnoliopsida; Lamiales; Oleaceae. The record is from the annotation of a GenBank genome assembly.